UGAUUCCUUUUUAAAAAAUGCGUUUCUAAUGUGCAUAAACUUAGGAUUGACUGUAUAGCCAAUACAUCCUUAAUAUAUAGGGUAUUUAAAGAACCAUUCAGUUUUACUGGACCCUAUACGUGUACGUUUCCAAUCACUUUCUGUUUUCUUACCGCGAGGUUGCGGAGGAAUUAUUAAUGAUACGCUAGAAUUACAGAGAGGUAUUACGAGAAGUAUUCAUUGUAAUUAAUUAUUAUCGACGCUGUGAACGUUCUGCGUCGGAUGUUCAACGAGAUCGCUUGAUUAAACGUAGCAAUAAAAUAUUUUAAACGAUGCAGCCUGUUAGCAGCGUGUUCGAAUGAUUUCCUUCGGCGUGGCUCGUACCGAAUUUGUAAUCUUUAUUUAUUCGACCGGCUUGUAUCGUCAAGUAGAAGUAUGCCGACGACGAGUAUACGUAUAACGAUGUACGUUUGAACGAUAUCGUGCUGCCAUGUACAAAUAAUUAAGACUAGCUGGGACUGCGUAAUGCUGUGCUGUAAAAAAAUGUGCUAUGAACUUUACUUUUAAUGCGCGCCGUACCGUUUAUGUCCAUCCGAUUAAUUGAUCGUUCGUCAGCGAUCUGCCUGUUUCCGACGACGAUCAUGUGUACGCGGAUGAGCGGAAGCUAAGCUGUAUCUCGGCCUAUUCGAAGCGCAAUUCCUACUAGCGCUAAUAGCACAAAGAUGACACCUGAAAACCGAUUGUCGUUGAUUGAUCGAUUAAGCGUGGUUUCAAUUCAGAGCAUAUCAUGACCGGAUGUUCGCGAAAACCAUGAUUCUGAAACAUAGAUCUCUAUCAUCUUUUGCUCGGUCCGGGCGCUAACACUUGUGCUGUUCUUUCGUUCUGUAUAUAAUGUAUCUUUUAAGACGUUUUUUCGACCAGCAGUUGAGUUUUCACGGUUCUCUGAAUCUCAGCGUCUGACCGAUCGGACGGUGCUGAUUGUGAGAGGUCAGAGGCCGGCGCAGGUAGUGAAACUGUAAUUGCGCGCGAAAGGAACAUACGUGAUGAUGAAGUCCAAAUCGAUGUAGCGGCGAUCCAUGAGAAGAGAAAGGGUUUCAUGUUUUUGUAUGUUUCAAGAAAAAAUAAAAUAUAAGACAUGACGAAACCAGUUUUCAACGGUGAACAAUCUCGACUCUGAUUACACAAAGGCGUUCGAACCGUCUUGAUUUCGUCUUGAGAACGAAUCGUCUCUUCGUGAAGCGGAUAUCGGUAAACCUCGGAUCCGUGAAAGGAUGCGAGACAAUAAUGAGAUCCAGUCCAGUGAACCGCGGUUCCUUCAUCGUUUAUUGUACAUCGUCCACGUCGAGGAUGUACCAGCAGUUUGAUGACAAUGCUCAAAAUGAUACGUAUCACGAUAUGAUAUAUAAAUUAUUCAUAUACUCUUAAAAAGAAAAUCUGAAAUGUUAAGUAAUGCCGUUAGCCAGUUUAAUUACAGAAGACUUUUUCACAAGAGGAGACGCUCGUGGUCGCUGAGGACUAGCAAAAACACCGUUCGCCAUACGAGUUUCCUUUUAAUGACAAAGAAGCGGAAAGAAGGGAUUCGACACGGUCGGCAGACGCAAAAGAAAUCAGGUUUCUAGGACAAUGUCCUUUUUCCAAAAUCGUCUCAAAUGCUACUUUUGAUCUCCGAUGAUCUUCUUCGUGAAAUUAAAAAACUGACUGGCUGUCACCUGUCUCUACUGAACUGGUUUACUGUUCUAUUUUCGUCUAUCUGACGAAUCACGCGAAAUAAUCAUAUGUAUCCAUCCAUCAUCUCUGCGUAAAAUGCGUACGAAUCGAGAAUACGGGUUCCUCAAUGAUUUUUCUAAACUGUCACAUACACGGAAACUUGAUUGUCCAGAUAUGGUCUCGGCACCAUCGAGUGUCCCUGGAACUAUCAGUCCUGACUGAAGAAGCUUAUUCGUAACGGGACAACGAAAGUUUCGAAUUGAACGAUCAAAGGAAUACAAGUCUCAAAUCAGAAAUCCUGUAAUACAUGUAAGCCCGUAACUGGGAAUGUACCGGAACGUAUAGCAAGUUUCGUAGAUUUCUUAAUGGAUGUUCUUGCACGUACGAGGAAGAGAAUUCCUCGAAUUACUUGGUGGGGAACGAGUUGGCCGAGGAUACUCCUGCAGUCCAUCCCCGCUAGUACAAUUGUGAACAUGCCAACCGCAAGUGUUCAUUACGUACACGUGUCAUCGGUCAGUUCUUUUUGUACUGAAUAAAACGUAGAAGAGAGCGGGAAGUUUCACGGUGGAUUGCAAGUACGAUUUGUAAUCGAGAUAUGGGAAAAUCAUUGGGAAGAAGAAUGCUUCUGUUGAUCAUUCGAUGUGCUCCGUUGGAAGAUUGAGAUGUAUGAAAGGACUAUGAUGGAAAGGAUGAAGUUGAUCUAUCUGACUCUGGUAUUUUUGAACCCUGUUAGAAAUGUGAGGGGAAACAGUGAGUCGAGUGAAGAGUAUCUACAGAAGGCGAUAUAUCAGCUUCAAGAAUUUAACGUUCCAUCCUCUGUAAACGUUUAUAAUCGACUGCCAUCGAGUCAUGAUCAUGGAAACGCUUAUUACAAUAACGAUCGACAAAAUUAUGGUGUUCAGAGGAUCAACAUGAAUCCGCGAAGAAACAUGCAGAUGUACAAAAAUCACAGUUUACCAUAUUACAAUGUAUCGCCCAACGAGAGGGUCGGUUUACAUCUGAUCGACUUGGAGAAUUCGCCGAAUUAUUACGAGCCGCCUACUGUUACCAGGGUACAAGAACCGGAAGCGCUUGGUUUCGCGAAAGCGGAGUUAGCGGCUAUGUAUAAGAAUGCCUUAGAAAAAGGAUCGCAGAUCAGUUUACCGUCUUUGACAAACGCGCUUGCCUCCGGCGAGGUGCCGCAGGUCACCCAGACUCACGUGCAGUUCCCGGUCAAGCAACCCCUGUAUCAAUAUUACUUCUUCCCGUUAAAAACGUUCAUGUCAGAGUUUAAAAGAGACCACGGAUACAAAACGAUUCCUGCACCUACGUUCGACAAUACGGCAGCCGCACACACCACCCACUCGCAGUUAUCGAGUCCGCUUUUCGUAGCUAUAAGCACGUUCAUCACUACGGCGAUCAUGUUCAUGAUGAGCAUACUCUUCCUGCCGAAGCUCAUUCCGUUCGAUAUACUGCAAGCGCGAAACAUUCAGGACGACUUCUUUUAUCUGUCGAACAUUAUCGCGAAUGCUAUCGAGCGUUCUAGGUUCUUAGAUAAAUUCGUGGACUCUGGUAGGUAGGAUUGAGACAUGUAUAACAAUUAUGUCAAUCCGAUUUGAACCAACGUCGAAACGUGUACAUACUAUCAAUGAUCAAGACAGAACAUAUUUAUAACACGUAUUUAAUUACAUCGUUUCUCAUUAGAUAGACAAAUUUUUUAACAAAAACAACAUUCAGCUGAACAAAACAAUUAUUCUUAUUCGAUAACAUUAUAUAUAUUCUACCUUUAUUCUUAAAAAAGUGUUACGUUUUACAAUUGUCCUCGUUUUUGUACAUAAAUAUCGGUAAAAUUGUACGAUAUUAGAACUAGAGAUAUGCCCGAAAUGAUACGAAGUUAAAGCAUCUACGGAUAUUGUGCAUCUCUUUAACUCUAGUUAUGGUAAAGAAAAUAUGGGACGAGUCAUUUUGUGCGUCAUAUUAUUUUGGGGAAUGUACGCGUACGUAGUGACUACAUUCAACAAUUAUUAUCUAUACCUCUAGCAGGUUAGGUACCUUUUCGAACUUCGCUAUACGUACAUGUAUUUCUAUGCAUUGUAAAAGUAUAGCUGUAUAAAUUUUACGGUCUGUACAGUACGAAGUAUAGAAAGGAAGGCACGUA
Messenger RNA from Ceratina calcarata, 3823 nucleotides. RefSeq lists its product as uncharacterized. The transcript is spliced from 5 exons. The record is from RefSeq and is a predicted model, not a curated record. The coding region runs from base 2349 to 3245 and encodes 298 amino acids. NCBI's taxonomy places the organism in Eukaryota, Metazoa, Arthropoda, Insecta, Hymenoptera, Apidae.